AUGUCAGAUUCUAACAGAACCGACUUCACCAACCCCUCCACCUUCAUCCUACUUGGCAUUCCUGGCCUGGAGGCAGCCCAUAUAUGGAUCUCCAUUCCCUUCUGUGCUAUGUACGCCAUAACCGUCUUGGGGAACUUCACUAUCCUGUUCAUCGUGAAGAAGGAGCCAAGCCUCCAUGGGCCCAUGUUCUAUUUCCUCUGCAUGCUGGCCAUCACCGACCUCGUCAUGUCCACAUCCAUCAUACCCAAAAUGCUUAGCAUCUUCUGGUUCAAUUCCAGGGAGAUCAAUUUCAGUGCCUGCCUCACCCAGAUGUACUUUGUUCUUUCAUUCUCAACAAUGGAGUCUGGAAUGCUUGCCGCCAUGGCUUUUGAUCGUUACGUGGCCAUCUGCAAUCCUCUGAGAUAUACCACUACCCUGACAAACUCUGCUGUGGCCAAGAUAGGCCUUGCGGUGGUGAUGCGCAGUGGCAUACUCGCAUUGCCCUAUCCCUUCCUGGUGAGGCGGUACCCAUAUUGCAGAACGAACAUCAUCCCACAAUUCUAUUGUGGACAUAUGACUGUGGUGAAGUUGGCCUGUGCUGACAUUCGCAUCAAUAGUUAUUAUGGACUGUUUAAUCUUUUCUCUGUGAUCGGAAUGGAUGUGUUUCUUAUUGCCGUGUCCUAUACUCAGAUCAUCCGGGCCAUCUUCCGCCUCCCCACAAAGGAUGCCCGGCUCAAAACUUUUGGGACCUGCAUCUCUCAUCUUUGUGCCAUCUCAGCUUUGUACAUCCCAGAUUUAUUCUCCUCUCUCAUUCAACGGUUUGGCCACAAUGUGCCACUACAUUUCCUCAUUCUUAUUACGAGUGUGUACCAGCUGGUGCCCCCCAUGAUACACCCCAUCAUUUACGGCAUGAGGACCAAGCAGAUCCGGGGCAGGCUGCUCCAGCUCUUUACUCAUUUUUGUCCUCGCCAAUUUCCAUACUCCUGCCGUCCAGGGGUUGAUUCCUUUUCCCCUGUCCUUGGACGAAUGUCAGGGGGAGGUUUUUUUCUCUCCCCUUCCUGA
Mauremys mutica (yellowpond turtle) is the source of this 1041-nucleotide messenger RNA. Its product is annotated as olfactory receptor 52E4-like. Gene Ontology annotation, cellular component: membrane. Gene Ontology annotation, biological process: G protein-coupled receptor signaling pathway. Gene Ontology annotation, molecular function: olfactory receptor activity; G protein-coupled receptor activity. The transcript has a single exon. The record is from RefSeq and is a predicted model, not a curated record. The coding region runs from base 1 to 1041 and encodes 346 amino acids. NCBI's taxonomy places the organism in Eukaryota, Metazoa, Chordata, Testudines, Geoemydidae.